UGUGUGUGUGUAAGCAAGUGUGUGAAUAUGUCAGACAGCAAGAGUUUGAGCGUUUGAGAGAGAGAGAGAAAGAGAGAACGAUUGUGUGUGCAUGUACGUGUGGGUGGGUGAGUGAGUGCAUGUGUGUGUGUGUAAGUGAUUGUGUGUGUGUGCAUUGUGUGUGUUUGUGAAAGAAACAGAGAGGUUAUGUGUGUGUGUGUGUGAGUGAGCGUGUUUGUGAGUGUGUCUGUGUGUGCAUGUGAGUGUGAGUGAGAGAGGGGUGUGUGUCUGUGAGUGAGUGUGUUUGCGAAUGUGUUUGUGUGAGUGAGUGUUUGAGAGGGUGUUUGUGUGAAUGUGUGUGUGUGUGUGUGUGUGUGUGUGUGUGUGUGUGUGUGUGUGUGUGUGUGUGCGUGCGUGCGUGUAUGAGUGGGACCGUGUGUCUGUGAGUGAUCGUCCCUUUAAAACAGCAGCAGUCACGAAGCAGGAUUAGGGGGAGAAAAAUACCUUGCCUGUUCCGUUCGAUCUGUGCCCCUUCCCUCUGCCUCUCUCACACAAGCAGAAACAGCUGCCUUCACCUCCAUGGGUCUCAAUCAGAGCUCACUGUUGAAAAACAGACGGGAUUAGCAGUGAUUUGGGACGAAACAGAACAAAGCUCGAAUGUGACAACUCCUCUCAGGGAUCUACCCCUCUGCACACUGGAAAUCUCCUCUCGGUGGAAGCUGAAAGGAUGGGGGACAAGUCUGGCACAAGGGUGUUUAAGAAGUCAAGCCCAAAUUGCAAGUUAACAGUCUACCUGGGCAAGAGAGACUUUGUUGACCACCUUGACCAUGUGGACCCGGUCGAUGGAGUGGUGUUGGUGGAUCCCGAGUAUCUCAAAGACAGACGAGUGUUUGUCACUCUGACCUGUGCAUUCCGUUACGGACGUGAGGACCUCGAUGUGCUGGGCCUGUCCUUCAGGAAGGACCUUUUCAUUGCGACAUUCCAGGCCUUCCCACCUCUGCCAGAGGAGAAGAAGCCGCUGACCAGACUGCAGGAGAGACUUAUUAAGAAACUGGGAGAAAAUGCCUUUCCUUUCUUCUUCACACUCCCACAGAAUCUGCCAUGUUCAGUUACCCUACAACCAGGCCCAGAGGACACAGGCAAGGCCUGUGGAGUGGACUUUGAAAUCCGGGCCUUCUGUGCGAAGACGAUGGAAGAGAAGAUCCACAAGAGGAACUCCGUCCGCCUGGUCAUCCGGAAAGUACAGUACGCUCCGGAGAAACCAGGCCCACAGCCAAUGGCAGAGACCACAAGGAGUUUCUUGAUGUCCGACAGGUCCCUCCACCUCGAAGCCUCGUUAGAUAAAGAGCUCUAUUACCAUGCGGAACCCAUCAGCGUCAAUGUUCAUGUGACCAACAAUUCCACAAAAACCGUGAAGAAGAUCAAGAUUUCAGUGCGGCAGUAUGCAGACAUCUGUCUGUUCAGCACAGCCCAGUACAAGUGCCCAGUAGCACAGAUCGAAGCUGAUGAUCAGGUGUCUGCCAGCUCGACUGUCUGUAAGGUGUACACACUGGUCCCCCUCCUGGACCAUAACCGAGAGAAGCGAGGCUUGGCUCUAGAUGGGAAACUGAAACAUGAAGACACCAACCUGGCUUCCAGUACCAUAGUAAAGGAAGGAGCCAACAAGGAGGUGCUAGGAAUCCUUGUGUCGUAUCGGGUGAAAGUGAAGCUGGUGGUGUCACGCGGAGGGGACGUAUCAGUGGAGUUGCCUUUCGUCUUAAUGCACCCAAAGCCCAUUGAGCAACCCAUCUCCAGACCUCAGUCAGUCCUGCCAGAUUCUGAGGCUCCAGUCGAUACAAACUUGAUUGAGUUCGAAACCAAUUUCUCCCACGAUGACGACAUUGUGUUCGAGGAUUUUGCUCGACUUCGGUUGAAGGGACUCAAAGAUGAGAAGGACGAGGAUGACCAUUUCUGUUAGAGUGGCACUGCCAGGGAGGGAGGGU
Molecule: messenger RNA, 1961 nt
Organism: Stegostoma tigrinum
Lineage: Eukaryota; Metazoa; Chordata; Chondrichthyes; Orectolobiformes; Stegostomatidae
Product: arrestin red cell
Exons: 16
Coding region: 707-1936 (409 amino acids)
Biological process (GO): G protein-coupled receptor internalization; positive regulation of ERK1 and ERK2 cascade; signal transduction
Cellular component (GO): cytoplasm
Molecular function (GO): angiotensin receptor binding
Source: RefSeq, a predicted model, not a curated record